UGCAAUGAAUCUAGAAUAUAAGAAAGUUAGGUUUUUUUAUGCGUACAGCCAGUCUUUCAGAAGACUUUGAAAUAGGAAGUGACCAAAUUAUCACAAGCAUCACGCUCAGCCAGAUAUAGGGGGGAAGGAAGCUCUCGGAUAUUUAGUGCACAAGUCUUCUUCUGAUGAGCUCAGGCACAGUUUGAGGACAGAACAGUGCUGAACUUUGAUGCAGAGAUGGUUUUCUGGAGCUGUUUAUUGUCACUCUUUCUCUGGCUCACAGUGUCACCUGCUAAUGCUGGGGAAUGGAGUGCUAAAAUGCCAGAAUCAGUGGUGGGUUUGUCUGGAUCAUGUGUGCUGAUUCCCUGUACAUUCAGCUAUCCAGCAAAUGGAAAAACAUACACAGAAUUUGCAGGGAUUUGGUACAAAGAAAAUUCAAUAGUAUAUCAUACAGACACUUCAAAAAUCAUCGACUCAUUCAAAGGUCGCACUAGCCUCAUUGGUGAUUUGCACAAUAAUGACUGUUCUUUGAAAAUCAGCUCUCUGAGCAGCAGUGACGCUGGGUCAUUCAUGUUCCGGAUUGAGAUUAAACAUCUGAACAAAUUCAGCUAUAAGAAGAAUGAAGUUUCUAUAACAGUGAAAGAAACACCAGAGAAUCCUACCGUCUCUGUGGAAGAGGAAGUGACAUCAGGGAAACCGGUGACUGCCACCUGUGCCGUGUCUCAUUCCUGUCCGUCAGACCUGCCUCGUGUCACCUGGAGCCACGCUGGCACACACUCGAGUCCAUCACAGCCACAAAAUCAUGGUCAAUGGAAGCUGACAUCUUACAGCCUGACCUUCACUCCUUCUAGAGAAGACCAUAAUAAACAUCUCAGCUGCUCUGCAGAGUUUAAAGGGAAGACAGUGACAGGCUACAAAACACUCAAAGUUAAAUAUCCUCCUGAGAUUAAAAGUGAAUCUUCUUGCCAGUCUAAGAAUUUGACGGUGUGUGUCUGUAUUGUGGACUCCAACCCUCCCAGCGAAGUCAAGUGGUUUGGUCCAGAUUCCUCAGAAGCCUUCUCCAGCACCAGCAUUAAACAAAAUGAGUCUCUUACCAUAUUCACCUUACAGGGUUGGCUGGGUUUCCCGGAGACUAUCCAGUGCUUUGCCAAUAACAGUCUGGGAAACUCCUCCAUAACUUUGGAAGCUCCUCAAAAUGGCAUAAUAACAUACAUUGCUGUUGCAUCAGCUGUUGUAGUUGUUUUAGCCUGCAUUUUAGUGUAUGUUGUGAUCAGACGCUGUGGGAACAGAGCUGCACAACUACGUGUAAUGAAGAAUGAGCAGAAUGAAAUGAAGACAACCCAAAACAAGUCUGAUUUAGAAAACAGUAAAGAAGAGAAAGGCAGUGAUGGGGAUAUUUACACAAAUUGCCCGAAAGGUCGUGUUUAUGACAACUGGGGGGUCUCAAUCGGGCUCAAAUUGAUAAGCAAUAUUGACAACGCCAUUGUUUACAAUUCAACCGGAUCACAUGCCACUGAGUGUGAUGUGAGACCAUUCUCAUCUGACCGCGCCUUGGAAGAUGAAGCAGUCUACGCUAACAUGUGAAGAUAAGAACACGUCGUCCUACUAGAAAUGACACAUACAGAGAAAGACCAAAGAGGCAAACUAAAUUUUGUUGACUUUUGUAGAUCUGAUAUGUACAGAAAAUGUUCAGAGCCAAAAAGGAAAAGGUCUUGCAACUGAGAAAAACAUACUGUGUGAAUCUAAUAUUUUCAAAGUUUUAAUAUAUAAAGAAUGUAUUUAAAAAGACAAAAUGUAUUUAUAUUUAGUCAUUUAGCAGACAAAAGCGAUUUACAAAUGAGGACAAUAGAAGCAAUCAAGACCGACAAAAGAGCAAUAACAAUAUGUAUAGUGCUAUUGAGUUUAAAUGUCAUUCCAAAUAAUCAAAUAAAAAAAUAUAUACGUAUUACAAUAGUAAAAUGUAUUGUAGAUAUGAUGUUAAUGACUAAAAUAGCACAAUAAUAACUCCAUUAAUAUUGCAUUAAAACAUAGCUUACCCAAAAA
Molecule: messenger RNA, 2022 nt
Organism: Onychostoma macrolepis
Lineage: Eukaryota; Metazoa; Chordata; Actinopteri; Cypriniformes; Cyprinidae
Product: sialic acid-binding Ig-like lectin 13
Exons: 10
Coding region: 217-1563 (448 amino acids)
Source: RefSeq, a predicted model, not a curated record